GUACCGCAGAAAAAACUACGCACUUUUUUCAUUGAGAUCAGUUAUCAGCAAUUCAAACACAUCCGACCAAGUGUUCAUUUCCUCUACAUCCUAUCUCCUUUUAGUCUUCCCGUCAAGGUUUUUUACCCAGCCCAUGACCCGCCCAAGCUCCGUAUUUCUUGGGUGGCGGCAACUAAGUACCGAUAAGUGAUAAGAGAACAAGCGCUCGUACAGCAAUAACAGUACCUACCUAAUAAUUGACACUAGUUGCUUUCCGUGUUGUUUUGCCAUCGUUCACACCUCUCCAUGAUGGACGGAGCUCAAGUAAUUUACAGUUUAGUCUGAUUUUCAGUUAUUUCCCUCUGUUAUAUUUAUUUAACAUUGUGAUCAGUGUUGAAAUGGGAAGCGAUAAACCAGCUUUCUUGAUUCUCGGAGGUUGUGGUUUCAUCGGGCGAAACUUUGUGGAAUUUUUAAUCGACAAUGAUGUUGCUUCGUACAUACGAGUGGUUGACAAGUUACCCCCACAAGUAGCCUGGCUAAAUAAACGACAUUCUCUAGCUUUUAAAGAUCCGAGGGUGGAACAUGUUAGUGCCAAUUUGAUGUACUUUGAUUCCUGCGAAAAAGCAUUUGCGAAUCCACCCAAAGCCUUUGAUUACAUUUUGAACUGUGCAUGUGAAACAAGGCUCGGGCAGUCUGAAGCAGUUUACGAAGAAGGUAUAGUUCGAGUCAGUCUGAACUGCGCUAAGUUAGCAGCCAAAAUUGGUGCUGCAAGAUUUGUAGAAUUGUCCUCUGGAUGCAUGGCAUCUAGUGAACAGACUGCUCACAAAGAAUCCGAUCCUUGCAAACCAUGGACUGAUGUUGCUGUGUACAAAUUAAAAGUUGAAGAAAAACUUAAAUCCAUUGAAGGUUUAAGAUAUACAAUCAUCAGGCCUGGCAUAGUUUAUGGUUUUGGCGACAAGACAGGGUUGACGCCACGUCUAGUCAUUGGGGCUGUCUAUCAGCACCUCGGAGAGAGUAUGCGCCUUCUCUGGGAUAAGGAUUUACGAAUGAAUACAAUUCAUGUGAAAGAUCUUUGUGAGGCAAUCUGGUUCUUGAUGAAACUGAAAGAGGCUCAUGGUGAGGUGUACAACGCAGUUGAUGAUGGAAACACAACCCAGGGUCGGGUCACGGAUUUAAUUGCUUCCAUAUUCAAUAUUAGUUAUGAUUUUUGCGGCAAGGUUAUGUCCACAUUGACGACAGUUGAUAAAUUCAAUCUUAUGGAGGAAAUCAACGAUAAACACUUAGCGCCUUGGGCAGAGGCUUGUGCAGCUAGUGGAGUCACCAAUACUCCAUUAUCAUCCUACAUACACAAAGAACUGCUGUACAACAAGCAUCUACAUCUGAGCAAUUCCAAGUUAACUGCUGCUGGUUUCAAAUGCUCCGUACCAGAAAUAAAUAAACAAGUUCUGAUCGAGGUGGUGAAUGAUUACAUCGGAAUGAAUCUUUUUCCUCGCUCCGUGAUGUCAUGAAACAAGCUCCUAGAUGAAGCCAACUUUUCAUCGUUUCGAAUAUUCAUUCUAAAUAGUCAUUCCAGCUUUCUGCACUGAUUUUUCCAGUUAAGAUAGUGAAGCGUAAGAGUGAUGAACUACUUAAGUUGAAGCUCAAAAACUUACGCUUUCUUAAUGUUUCUAAGCUACCUUAAAAUUGUCUUCAGAACUUAUUGAAGUUAAGUUCCACUCUAUGAUCUCUCAUUUUCUUAGGGGGGAGGGGAGACUAUGAAACCAAAGAAAAAUAUUUUGCUAAUUUCUAAUUAUGCGACAAUCAGAAAGCAUCUCAACCACAGAGUAGCAUCAUACUUGCGGGAGUAAUCUUUAAGAAUUAGUUAAGUCACCUUAACCUCUAUGAUGCCCCGGUUUUUUAAUAAUUAAGCUUGAAUUAAAUUCUUUGCUGUUUAGUCUACUUUUAGAGUUUGAGUUUCAUCCGGUAAUAUGUGCGCUGAGGCAAAUUUUUACUGUAUGUACACACUUAUUGUACAUUCCAAACAGAUAAAAGGUUUCUCAGCUUGUGCAGGUUUUUUUUUACAUCACACGGGACCAGUGUAAAUAUAUUGAACGGAUUUUACCAGAAGCAGCCAAACUACAUUAGAUGAUGCUUGAUUUCCUUUCAAUUUUUUAUUUUUUUAAAAGAAAAGUAAUUAUCGUCGUGACUUAAAAUUCUGUGAGAAAAUUCUUUAAAAGCCAAGGAAAAAGCACAGAAAGUUUGUAGGUAUUAAGUUGUUUGGUUCUCCAUUUGAAAAAUAAAACUUUAGGGAAAAUUAGGCAACGUAAAAUGUGGUAAGGCUGGUUUUAGUUAAAUUGUCCAAUUCAAAGAGUUCUCUACUCAGCAUCUUUGGAAUAGGUGCGUUCAUUGAUUUGCCUCAUACAUUGGCUUUGGCAACAAUAUAUCCAAAAAUAUUUCCAUCCGCAAUAGAUUAAGUAUUUCCCCUAAUUUUCGAUUGUGUUGUUCUUGUUUCUUUUAAUAGCUCAAAAUAUUUUAUAAGAAUCCUAUUUAUUUUUAUAUUUGGUUCAAUUUCAUUGCUGUUCUUUGCCAAACAUUAUGAAUUGAAAACAUAUUCAAUGCAGAAACAAGUUCUGCUGGUAGGCAGUCAUGGGUUAUACUGGUUUACCAAAAAUGGCUAAAUGGGAAAAAUGCAUAUCUUCCUUAAAAUGUUUAAAUAUCUCUGAUUACGUUUUAUUUUCCUCAAGGAAAACUUAAUCGAAAUUUUUUCUCGCAAUUUCUUUUCAUUUCAAUGGAAUGAGUGAAGAAUAUUUACGGAAAAUUUUAGUAGAAAUUGUUUGUCAGUCUUUUUUUCAAAAAAUGAAACAAGCGUGGAUACUCACAACAUCCCAAUCUGAGAUAUGUAUUUUCUAACUUUAGCUAUAGAUACACUGGAGUAGAGACAACUGAACUGAUGCAACAGGUUGAACUAUUUCACUCAGUUACACCUAUGGUUAUAAAAUAAAUAUCAUAGUUAGGAGUCAUCAUGAAGGUUGCUCCGAUUUUAAGAAGUAAGACUAGUCAUAUUUUUAGACCUAAAAUUCUGACACAAGGCUUUGAUGAGUAUAAUAAAGUAAUCAGCAUGAAAAACUGAAAAUCGAUAUUUUAGACCUAUAAUCUAGUGUUUUGCUGCAUACUCAGCGAUUUGAGUCUUGAUGUCAACGGCUUUUUUUCCUCACUUCAUCAUGAAUACUGUUUUGACUACACUCAUGGAAAUGUUUGACUGAAUUAAUUUUCAGGAACUUCCUGAUUUUUAAUUAAUACCUAUCCAAGAUGCUAGGCCAGCAUACUAUUCUAUUGUAUUUUCUGCGAAUAUCUAAAAAGAGACCAAAACAUAGCAGUUAAUUUUCUAUCUGAAUAUUUUCUUUUAAAUUAAAGUUAAAUCAAAUGAUGCAACAAGCCAUACUGAUUUGCCUUUUGAUCUCAAUAUUAAUUAUUGAAGCUGCAUUGUAUUCAGUUCCGAGUUACACUUAGGAAAAAGAUAAUUCACGGAACAACGAAAAUGUUCAAUGAGAAUCAUCAUGUCAGUGAUAAGGCUUACCUCAAAACCUGGAAAUUCUUCUAUUUUUUUUACCUAAUUGGCAAUGCAAGUGUAACAGACGGAAUACUAUCAGAACUGUUACAAUGUGUAAAAUGUGCAUUGUAAUUUAGGUUUUGAUUACUUUUGAUUCAGAUGGGCAGAUAAUAAUAUUAUUGUAACUAAAAUCAAACUUCAACACAAUUUCAAAGUUUUUUUUUUUUUUCUUCAAAUGUCUUAUGCGUAGCAGUAAAAUUCUCUAGAUAUUUAAGAUCUAGCUGGCUUGUCAAUUUUUUUCUUUUGAAGUUAAAAUUUUGCUUUAGUACUUACAAUCAUGAAUUAAGUAUUGCACAGUUUUUCAAAUUUUAGUCUUGAAUAAUAUCCAUUCAGAAUAAAACUUGAGGCACAUACUUAAUCCUUUACUGUUCUGACUGUCUCAAUAUUUUGAUGUACAAGUGUUUGUUUGCCAUAGAAGAUAGGUGCAUUCAUGAAAGUAAAUCAGAUCUUAUCGUUGUGUUUUGCAAAAUCUGGUCCAAUUGGGCUUUCAGAAUGUUCACUCUCCUUAUGCUCUUUUCACGCACAUUUAUGUUUGUUAAAAUGCGCACACAGCAAUGAUUUGUGUUCCUUCCUAUCAAUUAACAUAGUAAUUUACUUGUAAGGUGCAUCGUGCUCAAAUGUAAUUUUAUUUUUGAAAAAUUCUGUCAUUAAAAGUGCUCAUCAUGCAUGUUUGAAUGACAUUAAAAUGUGUGCUUUCAUUGAAGAUAAAUAUAUAUUUUGUUGAACCCUCAUCUUUAGUGUUCAACGACUCAUUUUCUGUUUAAAUCCAUUACGGUUAUGGUACUCUACUGAAAUAUCUUUUCUAUUUUUCAAAAAUUUAUUCGCAUGAAUACCUGUGAACUGAUCUGCAGAUUUAUAAAAAAAAUGGAGCUUCUGUUUUCUACUUGUAAAUUGCCUUAGGGCCAGUUUUACAAUGGUUUAAAGCAUCUCAAAAGCUUUUGUGUAUGUUUAUUUUGUUGUGUUUUGUGUUCCUUAUAAAUCCGUUAUAAAAUUUAAAAAAAUUCUAAUUCACUAGAA
Molecule: messenger RNA, 4585 nt
Organism: Bemisia tabaci
Lineage: Eukaryota; Metazoa; Arthropoda; Insecta; Hemiptera; Aleyrodidae
Source: RefSeq, a predicted model, not a curated record